Messenger RNA from Drosophila willistoni, 1412 nucleotides. Its product is annotated as cysteine and histidine-rich protein 1-B-like. Lineage: Eukaryota; Metazoa; Arthropoda; Insecta; Diptera; Drosophilidae. The record is from RefSeq and is a predicted model, not a curated record. Gene Ontology annotation, cellular component: nucleus. The transcript has 2 exons. The coding region runs from base 102 to 1394 and encodes 430 amino acids.
CAUUCUAACUCUAGGGAGCUCAGAGAAAGCAUUAACUAAUAAAUAUUUGAGUAAAUUAUAUUUUUAUAUUUUUUAACUAAUGAAAAGUAUUCAUCAGGAGAAUGGCGGAGGAACAGGUUAACGACGACGCACUGGUUCCAGAAGAAAACAAUCCGCAUGGGGAUGUAACUAAUGGCGACGCAGUUGUUCCAGAAGAAAACAAUCCGCAUGGGGAUGUAACUAUUGGCGACGCCGUGGUUCCAGACGAAAACAAUCCGUAUGGGGAUGUAGCAAUUGGCGACGCCGUGGUUCCAGACGAAAACAAUCCGUAUGGGGACAUCCCCAUCGUCGCAAUUGGCGACGCCGUGGUUCCAGACGUAAACAAUCUGUAUGGAGAUCUUACACUUGACGAACUUAGGAAUAUACCCGUACCUAAAAUAAUGGUCCUACGCGAAAAUGGCGAGGGACUUUGCAGACUAGAGGAAAGAACAUUGGACCUGAUGAAGUGCUCGAGGUGCAAGCGUGUACCUAUGGAGGAGAUAUUUCAAUGCAUGAAUGGUCAUAUCAUAUGCGCCGGCUGUUUUUUGAUCCGAACUGAGAACAAUAUGGUGGGAGACGGUGUACCGAACAUGGUGGAUGCCAGGCAAUUCAACUGCCCCACGUGCUUUAUUUUCAUGGAUCCAAAUGAACCCAUUCGCAAUCUCUUGGCGGAGUGCAUUAUAAGUCAGGUUGAAGCGGUCUGUCAGCGAUGUGGAGAUGAGGUAAUCAUAUCGGAGUUGCGCGAACACUUUAUUACCUCAUGUCGUCAGAGUUUAGUGAACUGCUAUUAUUGGCGUGUUGGCUGUAAAUGGAUUGGCGCCUUGUCGGAAGUCGACACCCACGAGAGUAUCUGUGCGUCGGCUAAUAAUAGUGAAAGCCAAGUUACGAAGGCUCUGCUCGAACGCGAAGCUAGGUCUAAUGUGACCUUAGAGCAAUAUGCUCGUCUCCAACGUCUUUUACAGGAUAGAUUUCUUGUAAUAUGUAAUUUGCGAUUGAUGGCAAUUCCCGAAGGCACUGGUUUAAAUGAAUUCAUAACAGUGGAUCAAAUUUUCGCACAUGGUUCAUGGUGGGUCGUGCUUUUAAUGCGCCAAGAUGAGGGCAACAUAUCACGCAUCUUGUUCAAGCUGCAGCUUCAUACACCACCGAGCAAUCCGAUACAGGUGUCUUAUUGCCUAAUUAACAGCAACUGUUCUCUGGUCAACAUUGAGCCAAAUGUUUGUGAGGACGUAGUGUUUGAGCCGACAGCUCUUGACGGCCCCGAACGAGUUCUUUACCGAAAUACCAAGGAAGCCACAGAUGACUUAUUGUAUGAACGUGGUCUAUAUCUACGAAUGCUUAUGGGACUCCCUACCAUAAAUGUUGAACAAAUGAUUUAAUAAAUUUCAAUCCAUGAA